GGCGAUUUUAUACAAGCGCAUAACGCGUCAUAGCACUUAAAGUUAGUUAUCGAUGAACGGAAUUAUCAAAUUUAAUAUUUAAUUGAAUGCAUAAAGUUUUUAUUGAUAAAGGUGAGAAAUUAGAAUUCAUCUUUCAUAGCACGGUGGUUUUUUUUCGGGUACGAUUUGCUAUGCCACUCAAAUACUGCUAUCUAAUACCGGCUGCUCAAGCUGUAAUUUAUACCGUUGCAUUUCCAGUUACGUACGUGUUGGGUGCGUUCGUUUAUAAGGAUAUUCCAGCGGUGUUUCCAUACAUUAGCGACACAGGAGUUUAUUCGUUGCAAAGAUGCAUAUUCACUGCGACACUAUGUUCUGGAUCGAUUUUAAUGACUAUAUGCCUCUACAUCCGAUACAGGCAAAUAAAAGAGAUACUACAAAGAGAUAAGACGGCCUCACCAAAAUUAGUAAAACUGAAUGAGGCGUCGAUAUAUAUGUGUUUCUUGUCUCUUGUUGGUGUUUUCUCAGUGGGUUGCUUUCAAGUGAACCCGUUCCUAAUUCCCCAUUUAACGGCGGCCCUUAUAGGUUUUCUGUUUGGUUGGAUUGUUAUCGGGAUACAGACGUACUUUUCCUUCAAACUGUAUCCCUUAAAUGAGGCGAAAGUGUUGAACUAUGUUCGCCUUUUCCUCCUUAUUAUAAUAACUGUGAGUAUGUGCUUAGUUUUCCUGUUUGGAGUCCUGUCCUUUGUUUUCUUUAAAGGAGAAGACCUCACCCAAUGGACCGAAAACUCUGGUGGAUAUCAGUUCCAUUUAAUAAGCUCCAUAAGCGAAUGGUUUCUCGUUUAUGGGAUGAUUUAUUAUAUUGCGCUUCAUACCAUAGAUUUUAAAUCACUUGUUUUAAAUAAGCCACAAAUUAAAAUAAUAAAUGCUUAGUGGUUCAA
Molecule: messenger RNA, 916 nt
Organism: Anthonomus grandis grandis
Lineage: Eukaryota; Metazoa; Arthropoda; Insecta; Coleoptera; Curculionidae
Product: DNA damage-regulated autophagy modulator protein 2-like
Exons: 5
Coding region: 87-908 (273 amino acids)
Source: RefSeq, a predicted model, not a curated record